This is a messenger RNA of Canariomyces notabilis, 672 nucleotides long. RefSeq lists its product as uncharacterized. Gene Ontology annotation, biological process: mycotoxin biosynthetic process. The transcript has 3 exons. The coding region runs from base 1 to 672 and encodes 223 amino acids. The record is from RefSeq and is a predicted model, not a curated record. NCBI's taxonomy places the organism in Eukaryota, Fungi, Ascomycota, Sordariomycetes, Sordariales, Chaetomiaceae.
AUGCUCGAGCGCCGGCCAACGAGGAGAGAGCGCAUCUGGUCUGCGGUGUUGUCGAUUCGGUCGAUACUCGAUACAAUACUGUUGUUGGUUAUUCUAGGACUAGUGUUAGACCGCCACGGGGAGAAGCCGCGAUCGUUCGAGCUCAACGGCGACAUCACGGGAUUCGCACCUCCAAUAUCAAAACAGAUCAAAAGAUUCAAACUCGAUCAUAAGUUUGUUCCCGAGGAGAUGGCUGAUUUCUUCACGGAGGAUGUACAAUCGAACUGGCUUAGCAUUGUUCCACGAGGACUGGGAUUCAUCACAAUCAACGACACGCAGCCCUACAACUACCUGCCUACUCCAGUCAAAUUCUACCCGGAUACAACCUUCUCGACAUCGGUAACUCACCAGCUCCACUGCCUGCACAGCAUCAUUGAGCUGGUGGCGGCGUAUCAGUCGAACCAAACCGACAAGCUUUCGCACACGCAACCGUGGCACAUCAGUCACUGCCUCGAUUAUCUCCGGCAGAGCAUCAUGUGUUGCGGAGAUAUGGCCUUGGAGGGACAGCAUACGACUUUCCCGGCCAGCUUUGUCGGCACCGACGGGUGGGACGCGACACACGUGUGCAGGGAUUACAGCCAGGUCUUGGAACAUCUUGAGAGGCAUCGGGCAGACAACGAAGUGUGGAUUUAG